Recurvomyces mirabilis is the source of this 1023-nucleotide messenger RNA. RefSeq lists its product as uncharacterized. The coding region runs from base 1 to 1023 and encodes 340 amino acids. The record is from RefSeq and is a predicted model, not a curated record. The transcript is spliced from 2 exons. Lineage: Eukaryota; Fungi; Ascomycota; Dothideomycetes; Mycosphaerellales; Teratosphaeriaceae.
AUGGACAAGCUCGGAGAGUGGCCGGCCGAAUCCCAGCAGCAUGAGCCACGUGCGGUGCUCCUGCUUAACAGGUUCACGCGGACAUCGACUAUUAUGUAUGCUACUGGCGGGCUUGAGGAUGUGAUUGGCAUUCCAGCCGAGGCGAUGCGCGGACGAAGUUUCUACUGUUGCAUCGCGGAGAACUGCCUCUACGAUGCGGUCACGUGUUUAGAGAACGCGAAGUACAACGACUCGAUAGCCUACCUGCGAUUCUGGUUUCGCGAUCCACGUCCAAGCCAUCCCCAAUCUUCGACAGAUCUUACCGACGACGGCGAUGAGGAGACAACGACGGAUAUGAGCGAAGAUCAUAAAGAGGCCAGCGCGCAGAGUCGCGGCGGUGCGGAGCUGCAUAGAGAGCAGUGGAUAGGGUCGCACACGGCGCGGCCGAGCUCGAGCGACAGGAUAGAAAUGAUUGCUAUGGAUGAAGAAUCGAACCUCAAGUCGAGGACAUCUCCCGGGGACAACACGCGUGAAGCAGAUAAGUACGAGGCGAGGUUUGACCAAUCGCGAGCAGCGGAAUUGUCAUCCUCUUCUUUAGCAGUAUCGCCGGAGCGGGAUCGUGCAUCACCGCAAAGAGCACAGGCCGAGGCGGUCGAGCUUGAAGCAGUAAUCUCAUCUACUUCGGACGGUCUUGUGGUAUGUUUACGGAGAGCACGACCAUUGAUCCCGCAUCCGACGCAUCGGACUUCGAAUCCGGUCUACGAGAAUGGCCUCUUCGCCGCACCAUGGGCCGGAGAGGCGAUACUGCCAUUAUUAGAUUCGCGACCGUACGCCGGCUUCGGUUCCGGCUUCGCGCCGGCACUUGGUCACCGGCCGCACAACAAAAUAGCACCUACGCAUGCCAGUGGUCCAGAUAGGACGGACCUUAUGAACGCCAUCAAAGACCAGGCAAUCUUUGCCUGGGGACUCGUUGGCAUGAAUGAAAGUUUGGCGGAGUACAGCCAGGGCAAGCCUCUCGGGGAAUCGUUACCGGGGUGUAUGUAG